Messenger RNA from Prunus armeniaca (apricot), 1695 nucleotides. NCBI's taxonomy places the organism in Eukaryota, Viridiplantae, Streptophyta, Magnoliopsida, Rosales, Rosaceae. The record is from the annotation of a GenBank genome assembly.
AUGGCCACUACAACAUCUCUGCUUCCCAAACCCCCCUCACCAUUUCUCACCAACACACCUUCAUUCCCUUCAACACAUUUCACCAAGCUCUCAUGUUUCAGCCCAUCAGACCACCCCCAUUGCACAAAAAGGCAAAACCUUCAGACACAUGCCAAAAAGAAGAACCCCUGGCGUGACCCUUUUGAUGAUGGAGAGGACCCAGACAUGGGGUAUGGCUCUCUUUUUGCAGAGGGGAAGCAGGAAGAGGAUGAUAGACCGCCCGAAAACCCAGAUAAUCCAUACGGGUUCUUGAAGUUCCCAAUGGGGUAUAGUGUGGAAAUUGCAUCAUUAGCUUUGAAAGUGAGGGGGGAUGUUAGGAGGUGUUGUUGUGUGGUUUCUGGUGGUGUGUAUGAGAACUUGCUGUUUUUUCCGGUUAUCCAGCUUAUCAAGGAUCGGUACCCGGGUGUGCAAGUGGAUGUAGUGGCGUCUGCCAGAGGGAAGCAAGCUUAUGAGUUGAAUAAGAAUGUGAGAUGGGCUGAUGUCUAUGAUCCUGAUGAUCAUUUUCCUGAGCCUGCUGAGUACACUGACAUGGUUGGACUUCUUAAGAAUAGGUAUUAUGACAUGAUCUUAUCAACCAAGCUAGCAGGGAUCGGACACGGAAUAUUCUUGUUCAUGACAACAGCCCGAGAACGGGUGAGCUAUAUUUAUCCAAAUGUAAAUGCUGCAGGAGCUGGAUUGUUUCUAUCUGAAACAUUUACACCAAAUAGCAUGAAUCUCUCUGAAGGCGGAUAUAACAUGUAUCACCAGAUGGUUGAUUGGUUGGGUAGACCGGUGCGGGAUGUGCCACAGCAACCUCUGCCUCCACUUAAAGUAUCAAUCUCAAAGAAGCUAAAGCAGGUUGUAGAGUCCAAAUAUCAGAAUGCAGGUGUAAGUAAAGGAAAAUAUAUUGUGAUUCAUGGGUUGGAAUCUGAUUCGAAAGCCUCAAUGCAGUCUAAGGGGGAUGCUGAUAGCUUACUGCCCAUCAAAGUGUGGGCUACAAUAGCUCGUGGUAUAAGGGAAUUUAGGCCAGUUUUUGUCAUUCCACAUGAGAAAGAAAGGGAAAAUGUGGAGGAAGUAGUGGGAGAAGAUACCAGCAUUGUGUUCAUAACAACCCCUGGGCAGCUAGCUGCCCUUAUCAAUGACUCGGCUGGUGUAAUAACUACUAACACUGCAGCUAUCCAACUUGCAAAUGCACGCGAAAAACCCUGCAUUGCAUUAUUCGGUUCUGAAGAGAAAGGGAAACUAUUUGUUCCCAACGCAGAAGAGAAGAAGAAUUGUGUUAUUGUUUCAUCCAAGACAAGACAAUUAAAGGAUAUCGACACUGAAGCUGAGAUCCCAGGUUCGAAUCCCGGUAGUCCCAACAUUUUAGUGGCCUUUAGGUCCUUUUGUGGUCCGAAAGCCUUCAACUCAAUUCCAAGGUGGCAUGGUGGUUUAGUGGUGAGGUGCUGUAUAGUGGCGUGGCUUUGCGUAUGGCAAAGCAGUGCACUGUUCUUGGGUUGCAGGAGCUUCAAUGGUAUUUACCCUGUCUCCAUUGCGGCGGCAACGACUGCAGCAGUGGCGGCAAUGGAGGCGCCUCUGCAGUUUUUGGUUUUUGUUCGGGUCUGCCUUCUUGCAAGACACAGCCCAAAGUGGAAAGACGAAGGAACUGUCCAAAUCCCGACUCCCAUAUUUUCGUAA